This is a messenger RNA of Hemicordylus capensis (graceful crag lizard), 1232 nucleotides long. RefSeq names its product small serum protein 5-like. The transcript has 4 exons. The record is from RefSeq and is a predicted model, not a curated record. Bases 84 to 443 code for a protein of 119 amino acids. Lineage: Eukaryota; Metazoa; Chordata; Lepidosauria; Squamata; Cordylidae.
GACGUUGCCAGAGAACACCUCUUUAGCUGCUUGAGCCAGUUCUUGCUGCAAAGAGUUUGCAUCCUUCACAGCAAAACUCCAGGAUGAAAGUUCUGCUGAACCUGACAGUCUUGUGCAUCACCUGGGCCUUGUGCCAUGGAUUCUGCUUUUACUCCUCACUCAGAGCAGAGUUUAAAAAUGGUAAAUUUGUGGCUGCAACUGAGUGUACUGAUCCUUACGAUAAAACCAAGCAUCCAUUUGGAUCUACGUGGAAUACAGAGCAUUGCAUGAAAUGCGACUGUUCUACAGAUAAUAUCUCCUGCUGCUCCAGAUAUGGUGGCAUCGUGAAUGUUCAAGGAUGCAACACUGUUCGCGAUCCAGAUACAUGUACAUAUAAGUUCUUUGACAGCAACAACCCCGAAAAGCCAUGUUGGUACACAGGGAAGGAGCUACACAUGAGCUAAGGGGUGCAAUGAAGAUAGGCCACCACUAAGGGGAGCUGUGCCCAAUUUGAUUCAAAAGGGAUAAUUUCAAAGGGAUCAGUGGGAAACUAUUAUUUUAAUAAAACCAGAAUGGCUGGGCAGAAAGUUCUCAAAAUUCAUAUGGAAGUAGCACAUGAUGGUAGCAUUAAGCAUGCAUAGCUGCAAGGAGGUCGAUCCACCCCUUAAUUUUUAAUGAUUUUGGGGGGAGGAAUCAAAAGGUUUUUCAAAAAUUCAUUUCAAACAGAAACAGGUGUACUGAUCUCCUUGUAGGUAUGUACAUUUAAAGCUACUCUCACGUACUACCACCAUAUGAAUUUUGAGUACUUUCUGCCCAGCCAUUCUGGAUUUAUAACUUGUGGUGCAAAAAUGGGCGUAGUACUCUUUUUAUAGAAAGGCAAGGGGCACUUUCCUCCAAAUUGAGGCUUGAAUGAUGCUGAGUGUGGGGGCUUCAGUUCCAGUAAUUUUGGUUACUUUCUGCCUUGAAACAAAACAGUUGUGACCCUUUUAAACAAUUUUAAAAACUUUUUUAAAAGAAUCAUUAAAAAAUCAACGAGUGAGCCAAUCCCCAUGCCAUCAUCUUGCAGGAGAAACCAUGGGAAAUUCCAGAGCUUUCUGCCCAGCUAUUCCGGAAUUAUUAAACUGCUUGAAUUCCCAUUGAUCCCUAUGGGGAAAAUAUCAGAGCUCAUUAUGUCCCUGUUUGGAACAGCAUGUAAAAACCCAUGCCAUUCCUGGCAUCUAUGAGAACCGGAAUAAAUCAGUCGCUGCACAACA